AUGGCAAAAUUUCCAUAUAAAAUAUUUAACUCACUUGAUUUCACGUCAAUUCCUAAAAAAUCUUUAGUUCAACUUAUUAAAAGUGAUUUACAAAUGAAAGUUUGGGAACAUGUAUUAAAAUGGGAUUUAUUAAGUUCUUAUUUGGAACCUAAUAAUGUAUCAACCGAAAACAUUUUACUUCCUAGAAAUAUUAAAGUUAACGAUACAAAAAUUGUUAAUUUAAAUAUUGUUUCAAUUAUUUCAAGAUGGAUCGAUAAAGUGGAUGUUAAUCAUAUAGUUUCUCAUUUAAGAGAAUUUUAUUUACCAUAUAAACUUGAAUUGUUACUAAGAGGAAGUCGAGAUGGAUUUACACCUAAAAAAUUUCAUACUUUAUGUGAUGAUAAAUUAAAUACUGUCACCUUUAUUCAAGAUUUUUUUUCUUAG
Molecule: messenger RNA, 423 nt
Organism: Rhizophagus irregularis DAOM 181602=DAOM 197198
Lineage: Eukaryota; Fungi; Glomeromycota; Glomeromycetes; Glomerales; Glomeraceae
Source: RefSeq, a predicted model, not a curated record